Molecule: messenger RNA, 1398 nt
Organism: Thamnophis sirtalis
Lineage: Eukaryota; Metazoa; Chordata; Lepidosauria; Squamata; Natricidae
Gene: PLEKHF1
Product: pleckstrin homology and FYVE domain containing 1
Biological process (GO): positive regulation of intrinsic apoptotic signaling pathway; endosome organization; endosome to lysosome transport
Cellular component (GO): early endosome; lysosome
Molecular function (GO): metal ion binding; phosphatidylinositol binding
Source: RefSeq, a predicted model, not a curated record
CUUCUCAACAUGGUAGACUACCUGGCUAAUACGGAGAUCAACAGUCAACGGAUUGCCGCAGUGGAAAACUGCUUUGGGACCUCCGGCCAGCCCUUAGCCGUGCCAGAAAGGGUCCUUUUGGGUGAAGGGAUUUUGACCAAAGAAUGCCGUAAGAAAGCCAAGCCCCGAAUUUUCUUCCUUUUCAACGACAUCCUGGUGUACGGCAGCAUUGUGAUCAACAAACGGAAGUACAGCUGCCAGCACAUCAUCCCGCUGGAUGAGAUCACUCUGGAGAUCCUGCCGGACACCUUGCAAAUGAAGAACAGAUGGAUGAUCAAGACCUCCAAGAAGUCCUUUGUGGUUUCGGCCGCCUCGCUGACCGAGCGCAAAGAGUGGGUCAGUCACCUGGAAGAAUGCAUUCGGCACCUUUUGUCCAAAACAGGGCAGCAGCCCCCGACGGAAUACGCCGCCCCUUGGAUUCCGGAUAAGGCAACAGAUAUCUGCAUGCGUUGCACCCACACCAAGUUCUCGGCACUCAUCCGAAGGCACCACUGUCGAAAGUGUGGCUUCGUGGUAUGCGGCGACUGUUCGCGCCAGCGUUUCCUCAUGCCUCGGCUCUCCUCCAAACCGUUGAGGGUUUGCAAUCUUUGCUACAAGCAGCUGAUAGCCAAAAAGAAGGAAUCUGGAGAUGUGGCAAAAUCAGUUCCUUCUCCACUGCCUGGCUAUGAGGUUUCUAGCGGGGAUGAAAGCGACAAGUCUGAUGAAGACAAACUGGAACAGUGGCCAGCCGAGACAGAAUUUUACACGUCGGAUAUGAGCUGGUCAUCUUUCCACAGUUGAUUGCUCCAUGGACAACUUCCUUUUAAAGGCUGUCGCACUUUUGAAAAUGACCAAGAAGACUGGUUCAUUCAUGGACUGGCAAGAGAGCUAAACUCAUGCUCCACUCCACCUAUUUUUUGUUUUAGAAAUAAUGGAGAACUAUCCUCAAGCCAAUUUUGACUGGGUCCUCUAAGACUGAGUCAUUCCUCUUGAAGCUCCAAAUUGGAUUAAAAUGAUAUUGUGUAUUUUCGGAAAAUGUUGGUCCUUCUGUAUUUAAUUUUGAAGAUAGUCAGCAUCUGUACUCAUCAAAUGUUGAGGUUUCCAUCCUGGGGAACUCAACAGGACUGUAUGUAAAAAUAUCCCCGAGUUGUGUCUCUUGAAGAAAUUGUUUUUUUAUAAAACCAAAACAUGAAUUCUGGCAAUCCAGAAAUCAAAAUAAUUUCCAGAAGAUCACUUAGCCUUGAAAAUUGAGGGUACUUUGUGGGAAGCACUAAAUAUGGAAGUUAUUUGAUGAAAUUUACAAUAGUAUUACAUUUCAGAAACUGAGCUGUUUAUUUAAUUUUUUUAAUCAACUUGAGAUCAAGAAGAAUUAAAAACUGA